AAACCUCUCCAUUAUGGACACCAAACAGAGAAGCCAAAUCCUUCUCAGUUCGUUAUGUUAUUUCCUGUUGAUUGGUCUCUCUCAUUCAUUUGCAGACACGUUACUUCAAGGCCAACAGCUCAAGGACUACGAUCACCUGAUUUCAGCUGAUGGGACUUUCAAAUUAGGAUUCUUUAGCCCUGGCACUUCCAGAAGCCGAUAUUUGGGAAUAUGGUACAACAUGGUGGAUGAGAAUGAAGUUUUCAUUGCCAAGAAGAAGGUGGUGUGGGUUGCCAACCGAGAUAAUCCAAUCUCUGAUUCAGGCGACAUUCUGAAAAUAGACGAAUCAGGCAAGUUGACAAUUUUAUAUAAUGAAGGCAGCUCCAGUUUUCCUUUAAGUUCUGUUGAAGCAGCUAGUAAUGUAAGUGCAACACUAUUGGAUUCAGGGAAUUUCGUGUUGAAAGAAUUUAAUUUAGAUGGUUCUACAAAGCAGAUUCUAUGGCAAAGCUUUGAUUACCCCACAGACACACUCUUGCCUGGGAUGAAACUUGGAUUUGAUGAAAGAAAAAUGCAAGUGUGGUCGCUCACUUCAUGGAUAAAUGACAAUAUCCCAGCCCAAGGGUCUUUUUCUCUUACCAUUGGCAUGGAUCGCGACAAUAGUAGCAGUCAAAUUGUCAUAUGGUGUAAAGGAAGCAUAUAUUGGACAAGUGGAAUGUGGCAAAAUGGGCGUUUUGAACUAGUGUCUCAAUUAUCAAACGAAGGCAAUCCAAACUUUCGCUUCAUCUCCAAUGAUGGCGCAAAUUACUUCACAUAUUCCCUGAGUGAAAGUGAAAAUCAUAGUUUAUCAAGAUAUAUGAUAGAUUCAAGUGGUUCUGUACUAGAAAUAAGGGGUAUGGCACCAUUUGGUGCUUGUUCCUACAAACCUGAUCCUGGCUGUGUGGCACAAAAGAUGCCUGAGUGCAGGAGCCAGAAUGUUUCGUUCGAGGCAAGGAAAGGAUUCAUGUCUGCUGAAGGACAGAAGUUCGAUCAAAGUUACAACUUGAGCCUUUUUGAUUGUCAAGCAGAGUGCCUGAACAAUUGUUCUUGUGCAGCAUAUGCUUAUACAAGUGUCAACCAAACUGUUUGUGAGUUAUGGGGUCAGGAAAUUACAUUCACAAAGAAACAUGAUGAAACCAGAGUCAUAUAUGUCCUCAAAGGAAAGAAAGCAAAGAGGUGGAUAUGGUCUGCCAUAACAUUUCCUGUUCUUGUGGCUAUACUUGUGGCAUGUUCAGUGUACUACUUUAUGCAAAGAAAUAGAACGGCAGCAGAGAAUGAUGCAGAGCAGGAGAUUUUACUACGCGAAUUAGAAGCUGCUGCAACAGAUUACAGUGGAACUAGGACACUAAAUAAAGUCAGGAGAGACUGGAAGAAGAGCCAUGAGCUACAUUUUUUCAGCUUUGAAAGCAUAGUUUCUGCUACAGAUAAUUUUGCAGCUGCAAAUGAGCUUGGUAAAGGUGGAUUUGGACCAGUUUACAAGGGAGAAUUACAUGGCCAGCAAGUAGCAGUAAAAAGACUAUCAAGAAAUUCUGGGCAAGGACUAGAAGAAUUUAAGAAUGAACUUUUGCUUAUUGCCAAGCUGCAGCACACUAAUCUGGUCAGGCUCGUUGGCUGUUGCAUUCAGAGAGAAGAGAAGAUUCUAGUCUACGAAUUCAUGCCGAACAAGAGCUUGGAUUCUUUUCUAUUUGAUCCUACCAAAAAGAACUUAUUGGACUGGAAAAAACGCCUCCACAUCAUAGAAGGAAUUGCUCAAGGACUUCUUUACCUACAUAAAUAUUCAAGAUUGAGAAUAAUUCAUAGAGAUUUGAAAGCAAGUAACAUCUUGCUUGAUGCUGAAAUGAAUCCCAAAAUAUCAGAUUUUGGCAUGGCUAGAAUAUUUGGGAGGAAUGAAUCAGAAGCAGAAACAAGAAGAGUCGUUGGAACACAUGGCUAUAUGGCUCCGGAAUAUGCUUUGAAAGGCAUUGUUUCAAUUAAAAUAGAUGUGUUUAGCUUUGGGGUCCUCCUACUUGAGAUAGCGAGCAGCAAGAAAAAUAACAGCAACUAUGGUUCUGAAUAUCCACUAAACCUUAUAGGACUUGCAUGGGAGCUAUGGAUUGAACACAGAGGCUUAGAGUUGAUGGAUCCAACUUUGGAUGAAUCAUGCCCUCAUAAUGAAGUUCUAAGAUGCAUUCAUAUCGGACUCCUGUGCGUACAAGACCAGGCAACAAAUAGACCCACCAUGUCAGAUAUUGUUUCUAUGCUAACAAAUGAAACUUUAGAUCUACCUGCACCCAAACAACCGGCAUUUUUUCUUCACAGAUUUGAGGAAGAGCCAGAGGUACCCAAAAACAAUUCGGAUAAGUUCUCCAACAACAAUGCAUCAGUUACAGUGGUGGAAGCAAGAUAAUUUUUCUACUUUAACACCUAAUCUGUACUUACCUCAAUUAAUAUAGUAGAUGUAAAUAUUAACAAUGGUUUGAGUGAUAUUUCUGAGGUUUUUUCAUCUUCUUGAAUGAUAUUUCUCUAUUAUCUUUGAUAAAAAAAAAAGGGAUUCAAUUUUCAAAA
This is a messenger RNA of Hevea brasiliensis (rubber tree), 2559 nucleotides long. RefSeq names its product G-type lectin S-receptor-like serine/threonine-protein kinase CES101. Gene Ontology annotation, biological process: protein phosphorylation. The coding region runs from base 14 to 2401 and encodes 795 amino acids. Lineage: Eukaryota; Viridiplantae; Streptophyta; Magnoliopsida; Malpighiales; Euphorbiaceae. The transcript has 7 exons. The record is from RefSeq and is a predicted model, not a curated record. Gene Ontology annotation, molecular function: protein serine/threonine kinase activity; ATP binding.